GUGUGAAACUCCAACUGGGAUUCCUUGUUGUCAAUCUGGAAGUCCCGGAUUUAAAUCUUCUGGCCAAACUCAUGCUUUUAUUCCGCCUGAGAUAGAAACUAUUCAGAAUUCUACUCCAGAAGCAUGUUGUAAGGCAUGUUUUGAUGACCCUGCUUGUAUUGAAUGGCUUUUUGCUCCAAACAUUAAUGAAUGUCUUCUAAAUAAAAACAAAGAUACUUGUAAUAAUCCUACUAUGAUAAAUAUUGGUGGUAGUAGUGUAUUUUCUCAAGGUGGAAUUAUGCGAUGUGAUGCAGAUGGUUGUUUGAAAUCGAAUUAA
Racocetra persica is the source of this 316-nucleotide messenger RNA. NCBI's taxonomy places the organism in Eukaryota, Fungi, Glomeromycota, Glomeromycetes, Diversisporales, Gigasporaceae. The record is from the annotation of a GenBank genome assembly.